GGCAGGAAACUUCCCGGAGGAAUGGGCUUCGUCCGGGCUCGCGCUGCGCGGGGCUCUGCAGGACGUCGGCCACGCUGCGAGGUGAGGCAAGGCGUCGCUCGGCGGCCGGGCUGCCCCCUGCCCGGGAUGCUCCGAGCGAGGAGAGCGGACUCGGUUCCCCGCGGACACCGCACGGGUACUCCGGCUGCCUGCAUUCCUGCCCGCCCCGGCCGGGGGUACCGCGGGCUGCGCUAGGCCGUCCCGGGCUGGGAGCCCCGAGGGGGCUGCUCGGGCUCGGGGCGGCCGGGAGGCGGCGGGACAGAGCUGCCGCCGGGUCCCGUCGCCACGGCUGGGCGCUGCCCCGCGCUGCGGGGGUUCCUCCGAAGGCGGCGGGUGGAGGAGCGGCGCUUCCGGCGCGCUGCUUGGACCCGGGGCCGGGCUCGCUCCGCGGGGUGAGCGAGGCGGCGUUCUGUCGGCAUGUGGGCGUGCGGGAGGUCGGUGUGGGGAUCCCGCUGCUGGUGCUGGCAGGUACAGGGUGCUCCGGGGGCGCUGGCGGCGAAAAGAAGUGCCUCGCUGAAAAACACCGGUUGUUCUUUCGUCUUUUCUGAAAGCGUGCUCUUUUCCUUUGGGCGUGCGGCGUGGUCUCGCGUGUGCGUGGCUUUUAAAAGUCAGCAGUACGGAGCAAGCUACGGUAGCUCGCAGUGCAGCACGUCGUAAAGUUCGCCUCGCAAAGCAGCCCGACGCUUUCAAGAGAGACGGGCUGUGCGUAAGGAUGCGGCAGGAACGGGCAUGGUUCUGAUGGCCGGGGCUGGGCACGGCUGGCACGUUCCCGGUCGCUCUCAGAGGGAUUGAGAACCAAAACUGUGUGUUCGUGCUGGACUGGACUGCAAAAGGGACAGUUCUGUGUAGGUUACAUAGUCUCUUCCUGGAUACGUGAAGUUACAAAGGGAUCUCAAAGAGUACCGCUUAAACAGUGAUCUACUGACAGCUCCCCGGUGUCUUUUUAUGGAUGUUUUUGCUGUUACCUGUUGUGAAAAUGUAUUUGCCAACAUCGCUCUAGCCAAGUUUCCAGGAUAACAUCAUAGAUUCCCUUGUAAUGAUAUUUUUAGUCUUUAAAAGCAAACUUAAUAAUUCUAACUAAUUGCUAAUCACUGCCAUUUCUAAAUAACUUCCAAUUGAAAUGUCUACUGCCAGAUGAUCGUCCCUCAGAAGCCCGGCUCCUUACGCUAUUGUUGCAUGACUCACUUACUAGGCAGUGGCCUCGCUGUAAGAAGGCAUAUCAGAUGUAUGCAGAACUUCUCUUCUUUAAGCUAAAGAAAAUGAAAUUGGACAGUGGGUGUCAUUAGGCCAUGUGUAAAAGUCUGGCUGCCCUGAGGAAGCAGGAACAUGCCAAGAUGAGCUCUACUCGUUUCUAGUUUUCUUCUUGUAUGCUACAGGGUGUAGAUAACUUUUAUGUGUUUCAUGGUAUUUGCCGUUUGAAAUCUUCCUGUGAGAAUAACAACAGAUAAAGCCUGGAGAUGCUGUGUCCGCUCUCCACCUGUUAAUUAAAUAUCCCCGAAAUCGUUUUCUGGCCCUGAAGCCUGCUGGCAUGGAUUAGCCCUUGUCGGUGCUGCUGACCUCUUUCUUCACAGAGAGGGGAGCUGUAUGUGAGCAACUUGCUGGGACUGUUUCCUGGCCCCUGCUGAAUCCAAAUCAUGCUCAAGAGUUGUGUGGGAGAGCUGUGGUGGGCUGGGGUGUGAAGCACACUGUGCUGGUCUGUAGCAGGUUGGCAGCCUGCGUCAUCAAGUGAGCUCCAUCGCCCAGGAGUAGUUCCUGGUGGUGUUUGGUGCACUGAUGCAGGCAUAGCCUAUCAGUAACACUGUGGAAGCACAGACAUGAAUUUAAGAGCUUCGAUGCAUUCAGGUGUUUAAUUCAGAUUUGGUAAAUGACAUGGAAUAAGAUACUGCCUGAACAAGCUGAAAUGCCUUGAAGACCUUUGGUUCUGCUUUCAUUCUUCCUGAAGCAAUGGUUUUCUCAGCAAUGUUGACACCAACCAAUUCUGGGACCUCAAAUGCUACUUUUAUUCUUUAUGAAAAUGCCUACAUGAAUUUUACCACUGCCCAGGUCUUACUUCGUAGUGGCACAACACAGCCACUGAGAUAUAGUUCAGGUGCUGUGCUCACCACUGAGAGAAGUACUUUUCUGGUAAACACUACAGCUGUCCUGCCAUCACAAGAAGCUUUCAGGAGCUUGAGUUUGCCACUCCAGAUCAUACUUUCUGCUGCUAUGAUAUUUAUCAUGUUGGUUUCUUUCCUUGGAAACUUCGUUGUAUGCCUCAUGGUCUACCAGAAGGCAGCUAUGCGAUCUGCAAUUAACAUUCUCUUAGCAAGCCUGGCUUUUGCAGACAUGCUGCUGGCAGUGCUGAACAUGCCUUUUGCUCUCAUAACAAUCAUUACCACUCAUUGGAUUUUUGGGGAUAUCUUCUGCAGAGUCUCUGCCAUGUUUUUUUGGCUUUUUGUCAUAGAGGGGGUAGCAAUUCUUCUUAUCAUUAGCAUUGACCGAUUUCUUAUUAUAGUUCAGAGGCAGGAUAAACUGACACCUUACCGGGCAAAGAUUCUCAUUGUGGUUUCCUGGGCAGCAUCCUUUGUUGUUGCUUUUCCAUUAUCAGUAGGGAAUCCUAAUCUGCAGAUACCCUCGAGAGCACCUCAGUGUGUUUUUGGCUACUCUACUAGCCCAGGCUACCAAGUGUAUGUGAUAAUUAUAUUGCUAAUUUCUUUUUUUAUUCCCUUCCUGGUAAUGCUGUAUUCUUUUAUGGGCAUACUCAACACCGUCCGCCACAAUGCAGUUCGUAUCCAUAGCCACCCUGACAGCAUAUGCCUCAGCCAGGCCAGCAAACUUGGUCUCAUGAGCUUACAGAGACCUUUUCAGAUGAACAUUGAUAUGAGCUUUAAAACUCGUGCCUUCACAACCAUCUUGAUUUUGUUCCUUGUCUUCAUAGUGUGUUGGGCACCCUUCACCACUUACAGCCUUAUUGCCACAUUCAACAGCCACUUCUACUACAAGCACAACUUUUUUGAGAUAAGCACUUGGCUCCUCUGGCUCUGCUACCUCAAGUCUGCACUGAACCCACUGAUUUACUACUGGAGGAUUAAGAAGUUUCAUGAUGCAUGCUUAGACUUGAUGCCUAAAUACUUCAAGUUUUUGCCGCAGCUACCUGGCCAUACAAGGCGGCGCAUCCGACCCAGUGCCAUCUAUGUGUGUGGAGAACAUCGGUCAGUAGUGUAAAGCUGCAGUUGUAUGACAAUGAUUGUUACUGUUUGGGAUUAUUUGGUUUUGACCUUUUUGUUUUCUUCUAUAUGGCUUCUUCGGCGUGGCCAUAUCUUAUAACUUGAUAAAAUUUUCCUGUACUCUGUGCAAUUUCGGGAGGAAAGACGGAAGGAAGGUAAUUGGUUAUGGUUGGGUUUACUCCCAGAAUACAAUGUAAAGUAAAUGACAAAUGUUACCUCUGGGAUUCCAUGGAAAUCCAUUCUUUUAAACAAAAAUUGCAUUUGUAACGUUUUGUCAGGCUUAUGCUUACUAGGCCUGCAGUUGCAUCUAAUUGUAGGGAAUUUUUAUGCUGCUAAGAUACAGUACAUUAAGUUGGUGUAAUUUUUCUGAAACAAUGUUGCUGCUGUCUGCCGAUAUAUUGGAGCCAAAAAGUCUCAUUAGAUAACUUCUAUUUAAUUUUAACAAUAUUUCAGAAGUUUUGAUUGUGAUGUUAUAAAACAGGUUUUUUUUUUUUUUAAAUGUUUCCAUUAAUAUUUUUGUGCACUUUAAAAAAAAUGCUUUAGGUUUUUUUUUUCAUUGGAAUAUUUUGUUCUGUUUUGAAGGGGCGUUAUUGUUAUUAUUUGUUAUAAUGGUGAAUUUCAGUGAAAAUCCCUUGUAAGCUCUAGGAGGGCGAUUUAUGUUGUAGCUACAAUUACAGUCAUAGAUCUGCUUUUCUUGUCCUAACAAUUGUUCAAAAGUAACAACUGCACAGUUCUUGGGGGAGCUGGGAGGAGAAAACAGGAGAGAAAGGGAGAGAAAGGAGUGGAAAUAUAUCCUGAGGUUGAGGCUAAGAUGAGAUUUUGGAGAAAAGGAGUUCAUUUCAAAAUUGUCUGGGGGGAAAGGGAUGCCUGUAGUUACUUCAGGUUGUUAGAAGCUAUCCAAACCUAAUGAUAACAGCUGGAAAGCUAUCAGGAAUUGACUUUGUGCUUACAGUUCACACUGUGUUGGUAUAACAUGAAACUCAUAUAGGGCUAGUUGUGCUCCAUGUGGCUGAAGGCGUGCUGUCAGGUUAUGCAGAUAGAGUUAGGGAUAGCAGGAACAAUACCUGAGGCUAGGACUUAGCUUGUAUAGAAGGGAAGAAAAUCCUCAGCGCUUGUUUUCCGGUUUAAGUAUUGGACUGAAACCAAAUAAUAAUGACAACUGUUGGCCAGCAAAUUUUGUUAGGGCUAGAAUUAAAUUCCCAUUUUCCCAUUGAGGAUACUUCACGUUGAUUUUUUCUUUUCCCUCUUCCCUCUGUACUGCUUGCUGCCUCAAGAGUUUACUGUAUUGUUCUCAUGCAGUAGACAUCGGGUACUCUCCCUGAAAUGCCAAACCAUGAUUCUGAUUAGUGUCACGCUGCCUUGGUACCUUCCUGGAAAGUUGGAAAACAAAUGUUUUCCUUGAAAAUAGCCAUCUAGGCUCACACUUUUUUAUUUAAUCAGCUAAAUAAAUAUUUAAUGAGAGGCAAGUAAAAUCAAGACUUAGAUUUGGGCUUUGAAGAGAGAUUUGCCAGUUGCUCUGAGCCGAGGAGUGGAUGCUUGAAGAACUUUUGUGUUCUUGCACCUGAGGAGCAAAUAGCAGUUUUAUCUUUUGUUGCGUAAGUGUUGAACUAAUUGUAUGAACGAAAUGCCCUGUAUGGUGUGGAUAUCCAGGGACUGCUUGCUUCCAGAGGCCAGCUAAACAUUUAUAGCACAGGUUUUGUUUUUCUUCAGUCAAGAACUAAUUUAACAGUGAUCUCCAUUCCCCUCAUUGACAACUAUUGGCAAAAUUCAAAACUAUUGGCAGUUUUUACAUUUUAGGAGAAUAAAAGGAAUCAUUCUGAAUUUUAUAUAUAUAUAUAUAUAUUUUAUGAAAAAUAAUCCUGUUAACGCACUGCAAGUGGAGGUUGUGGAUUGUAAAGGAAUCCAGGCAGUGGUGAUGUUAUUGAUGUCUGCUUUGUAUUUUUUGCCAACUAAAUAAUGAUAUGGAUUUUUCUGAUCAAAAUGAUAGUAAAGGAUUUCCACUGCAAAACUUAAGAGAAUGUUCUAUUAUGUCUGCAUUAUAGCUUUUAUUUCUCAAUUACAUUUACAUUGAUAGCAAAAGUUUAUGACCUGGGUUGUAUUGAUUUUCUGUUUCAGAGCUGCCAUCCCUGUUAUUUCUGUAAGCAGCAAAAUUGUGCUUAGAGCUAGUGCAAUACAGUGAGAGUAUACACUGUCUAAGAUGACAGGGACAAGUAUUUUUUGCUGUCUUCCAGAGCUUAUAAUGUGAGGCUUGAAUGAAUGUUGUAAAAUAUAGUAGUUCAAGAACGAAACUGGAUUGCGUAAUACAGGAAAGUUAGUGAAAGGACUUUCUUGAAGGAAAAGAGGAAAGCAUUGUAAUCUCUGCUAAGUACUUGCUGUGAAUUAGAAAUUUCAAACAUCAAAGGAUGUUAAUUUGUUUGAAUGACAUACUGUUUAUUCCUACUGUACCAGGGAUUCUGCUCAGACCUGGGUCUGCUGAUACUUGAAGAAAUUAAACCCUUACAGUGUAGCCCAAAUUCAAAUAUGACUGAAGUGGUGAUUCAGUAUCCACACUUAAUAGACUUCAGAGAUGAUCAGAGCAUCCAGUAAACAGAAGGGUGUUCAAGAAAAGAAACAGCAUGGUAGAGAAAUAUCCCCAGGGUAAUUAUGUUUACAGAAUCAUUUGGCCUCUUGUGUCUAAUGGUCUUUAGAGCAGUGCCUUGAUAAUUACAGCUAAAGUCCUAGGACUGAGUUAAACACCACUUAAACUGCUCAGUCUUAUUGUCUGUGAUCUCGCCAAGAUAAGUCCGAUUUUGCUGAUGUCUGGAAUGUUGAAACGCAUACAUGCUUGCAUGAUCAGGUCUGUUGAGGCAUUUUGGUGGACUUGAUCAAGAAGGGAUUUUAAAAACUGAAAUUGAAACUUCUUGAUUCUACCGGGAAAUUACAGCCUUCUUCUCCAAAAGCGAUACUUGUUACUGAACUCUAUUCUUAAGCUACAUUUUCAGAAAUAUUUGGUAUGGAGGAUUGAAAUGAAUGUAUUUUCCGUUGUGUUUCAGUUUAAUUAAUUCUGCCAAAGCAUGAUGCUUACAUGAGACUCAUUUGUUGAAAUCUGUUGCUAAAAUGAUUCUUUUGUACUCAGUUGUAUAUUUUUGACAUUUGUUACUCAUGUAAGAAUAUGUAUAUAGAGAAAAUUGUUUCGCUUCUUACUGCUUUCUGUUAUUUACUUAAUUUGUAUGCCAAAUGCUUUUAUCUUUUAAAUUUGGGCAUAUGCAUAGACAUCUGCAAGAUUUCAGUGGUCUUUCUGUAACCAAUUGAGACUUUUAAUUCUCAAACCAUUCCCAGCACCCUCCUUGAAAGAGAUUUUGAAUUAUUUUUAAGUGAAAAAUAAACAUUAAGAGCACAAGUUUGUUGCGGUUGGAAUGGUGAAGAAUUUCUUAGGUCCAGUUUUCUAGGAGCCACUACUUUGCCAUUAUGAACUGGUUUGAUCUUUUUUUGAGUGGUCAUUUUCUGAUACGAAGAAACCUUGAAUUACUGUUUGUAAAGAGCCUGUUAAAUGGAAUGGUGUUGUCUUUUCUGUACAUACUACAACCAUGGACAUAUUUGAGGUGAAAAAAAAGGGAAAAAAACAAAUAUGAACAUUCUCAAAAAAAAUGUGGCAAACGUCCAUACAAUUGCUAUGAGUCUGUGCAUUCACAGACUAAGCAAAAGUUGCCUUCAGUUUAAUGCCCAGCUUCUUAGUUUCAAACACCUUAUUUUGUUUGUAAAUUAAAUCACAGUAUAAGCUUGCUUUUCUGAAUUUCAGUUUAAAACAAUUUUUUUUUGUGUGUGUGUAUAUGUAUUAAAAAAAAAAAGUUACAGAAUGUUCUUUUAUAAGAGAGUGGAGAUGUCAAUAUAUCCAAAAUAAUUGAAGUACUGUAUAGCAAAAGAGAAGCUGAAGAUGUAAGAAGAAAAUAACCUUCCAAAAGAUACUGCCUGAACUGGGAUGUGCUACCAUAUAGCUUGGAUGAAGUAAUAAAAAUUAUCUUAUUUUGCAAUAAAUGAAACAAACAGUG
Molecule: messenger RNA, 7273 nt
Organism: Gallus gallus (chicken)
Lineage: Eukaryota; Metazoa; Chordata; Aves; Galliformes; Phasianidae
Gene: GPR63
Product: G protein-coupled receptor 63
Exons: 2
Coding region: 1984-3243 (419 amino acids)
Biological process (GO): G protein-coupled receptor signaling pathway
Cellular component (GO): membrane
Molecular function (GO): G protein-coupled receptor activity
Source: RefSeq, a predicted model, not a curated record